Molecule: messenger RNA, 1701 nt
Organism: Canariomyces notabilis
Lineage: Eukaryota; Fungi; Ascomycota; Sordariomycetes; Sordariales; Chaetomiaceae
Exons: 1
Coding region: 1-1701 (566 amino acids)
Source: RefSeq, a predicted model, not a curated record
AUGCGGUCUGGUGUACCAGUCUAUAACUCUGCCUCUGCUCUUCUUCUUGCGACGGCAUCUUGGCCCUCCUUGUGCGCUGCCGUGCCGUCAACGGGUGUCUGGUCACGCCGAUCACUGGUACUGGACUUUGAUCCCGCCCCGCCGCCCGACGAAGGCCCUGAAUUAUCAGCCGGUGCGCUUCGUGAUCCAUCCUACCUCCCGGCCCAAAUUGGCGGCAUCGUUGGUGCAUACGGCUUCUCGCUGGUGCUGGUCGCCUUCCUUCUCCUUGCUCUUGCCAAAACCCGCCGUGAACACCUCGAGAACCGUGACCUCCCGGAAAACGAGAGCACGUUUGUCUCAUUCAACCCCUUUCCCCAACCGUUCUUGCUCCAAUCCGAGGAGGAGUACAAGAAACAUCUCCAGCAAUUCCAGACACAGACCCUCACCGUCCAAACCAAUUUCCCCCAGAGUCCUGUGAGGAACUUCUCUCUGCCCUCGGGCUCACCAUUAAGCCCAACAAGGUCCGGUCCCCUCAGCCCAUCCAGGUCCCAGCACUCGCUUUAUACCACACACUCGCCCUCAUCGACCAUCCUACCACCGGGUAGUGACCUUAUAUUCAACCCGACAGUACAACGAGACAGAGCCAUGGCGCAAGAACAAUUGGCUGAGAUGUACAAGUAUGUUAUGGCGCACGAGGAGGCCAAGGCUGAAGGGAGGGAAUAUACCGGCCCUGAUUUGACCUCCCCUUCGUCAAAGUCGGUGGCCAGCAGCAAGCGGGAGAGAAACAAGCCGUCGAAUUUGAAUCUGGCCUCUUCAGACGAGAAGGCGCACUCGCGAGGCUCAUCGAUUUUGUCCUUCCUCAAGUCGCCCCGCAAGAAGCCGGCGUCUGCGAUGCAAAUCUCAUCUCCGAUUAUGACGCCCAUGUCUGGCACCUUCCCGCGACGCGAUGAGCAGGAACUGAAUGCCAUCCCCCCUCGUCAUUAUGCCCCGGCGGCCCCGCCCCCUAUCCCAUCAGACCUAGGCUCCCGGCGCCCAACCUUUGCCACCGCCUCUUCGGCUGGCAAUCAGCUCCCAAGCCCAGAUGUCUCUCCUGUCAGCACGCAAAGCAUCGACUCCCGAAUCGAUGCCCCCGUCAGCCAUGCUCCUGCCCGCGAAGCCCGCGCCGCCGCCCGUCGCGAACAACGGGAGCGGGAAGGGCGCGGUGACAAUGGGCGUUUCCACUCUCGCGAUGUAUCAGCAGCCACCAGCGCAUCAGGCGAGCCCGAUCCCGUCUCGGCCGUUUCGGAGAAAUCAACGUCUGGCCUCGUCGGUCUCCCCACUUCCCCCAAGCCGGGCGUCGACCGCUUCCCCAGCCUCGAUUCGCUCCCCACCUCGCCGCGCCCGGGGCAGACUUUCGCCAAGUCAGCCCCGCCCCAGUCGGCAAUCCGCCAGGGCGGCGCGCUGCCGCUGAGAGCGUACGAAUCGUCGCUGACCAGCCCAACGUCAUCGAGCUUCAACACGACCAAGCAGACGGUGUUUACCCGCGCUGAAGGCCCGCUCUCGCCCGGCUUGCGGACACCCUGGACGGGCGCGCCCGUGCCCUACACACCAUAUCAGCCUUUCUCGCCGGUGAUGCCCAUCACCCCGUCGGUGGUGACCAAGGCGGACCGGAAGAGGAUGAAGAAACUGGAGCCGAAGACGCCGACCCUGGAGAUGGUGAAGGCUACCGAAGAAAUCUGGUAG